AUGUGGGCAUACGGACUGCUACUGAGGCGGGGGAAACCGACGCCCCCGGCGGGGGAAACCGACGCCCCCGGCGGGGGAAACCGACGCCCCCGGCGGGGGAAACCGACGCCCCCGGCGGGGGAAACCGACGCCCCCGGCGGGGGAAACCGACGCCCCCGGCGGGGGAAACCGACGCCCCCGGCGGGGGAAACCGACGCCCCCGGCGGGGGAAACCGACGCCCCCGGCGGGGGAAACCGACGCCCCCGGCGGGGGAAACCGACGCCCCCGGCGGGGGGAAACCGACGCCCCCGGCGGGGGAAACCGACGCCCCCGGCGGGGGAAACCGACGCCCCCGGCGGGGGAAACCGACGCCCCCGGCGGGGGAAACCGACGCCCCCGGCGGGGGAAACCGACGCCCCCGGCGGGGGAAACCGACGCCCCCGGCGGGGGAAACCGACGCCCCCGGCGGGGGGAAACCGACGCCCCCGGGUCUCAGUGAUGUUCUAAGGCCUUCCAUGACAUCUUCCACUGAUCUGUGCCCGCAACUAUUGUUGCUAUGA
Schistocerca serialis cubense is the source of this 540-nucleotide messenger RNA. Its product is annotated as proline-rich protein 2-like. The transcript is spliced from 2 exons. NCBI's taxonomy places the organism in Eukaryota, Metazoa, Arthropoda, Insecta, Orthoptera, Acrididae. The record is from RefSeq and is a predicted model, not a curated record. Bases 1 to 540 code for a protein of 179 amino acids.